Molecule: messenger RNA, 780 nt
Organism: Kogia breviceps (pygmy sperm whale)
Lineage: Eukaryota; Metazoa; Chordata; Mammalia; Artiodactyla; Physeteridae
Gene: GJB4
Product: gap junction protein beta 4
Biological process (GO): cell-cell signaling
Cellular component (GO): connexin complex
Molecular function (GO): gap junction channel activity
Source: RefSeq, a predicted model, not a curated record
AUGAACUGGGCGUUCCUGAGGGGCAUCCUGAAUGGGCUGAACAAGUACUCCACAGCCCUGGGCCACAUCUGGCUGUCCGUGGUCUUCGUCUUCCGCGCGCUGGUGCACAUGGUGGCGGCCGAGGAGGCAGGGGGGGGCGAACAAAAGGACUUCCUCUGCGACACCCGCCAGCCGGGCUGCCCCAACGUCUGCUACAAUGAGUCGUUCCGCAUGUCCCACGUGCGCCUCUGGGCCCUGCAGCUCAUCCUGGUCACGUGCCCCUCGCGGCUCGUGGUCAUGCACGUGGCCUACCGCCAGGAGCGCAAGCGGAAGCACCUCCUGAGGCACGGGCCCGACGUCCCAUCCCUGUACGACAAGCUGGGCAAGAAGCGGGGCGGGCUCUGGUGGCCGGAGCUGCUGAGUCUCCUCCUCAAGGAGGCCGUCAACUCCGGCUUCCUCUACAUCUUUCACCGCCUCUGCCAGGACUAUGACAUGCCCCACGUGGCGGCCCGCUCCGAGUCGCCAUGCCCCCACACUGUGGACUGCUACAUCUCCCGGCCCACGGGGAAGAAGGUCUUCACGUACUUCAUGGUGGCCGCAGCCCUGCUCUGCACCCUGCUCAACCUCAGUGAGGUCACCUACCUGGUGCGCAAGAGGGGCCUGGAGACCCUUGGCUCCAGACGCCGACUCUCAGAGCUGGACCCACCGUGUGCCCUCUCCCAGGAGGAGCACCCCCAGGAUGGGAACUCUGUCCUAAUGAAGGCUGGAUCAACCACAGUGGAUGCAGGUGGGAAUCCAUAA